AUGGCUGGCCCAUUCGAAUGGCAUCUUGAGUCGAUAUUACGACGAACAGAGCCGGACGUUGAUUUCGCUCUGAUUGUGUUGAACCAACCGCUUGAAGAGACCGAGGUCGUGCAGGAGCUGUGGAAAAGAGCGCGGAUACGAGUAGCGUCAGACGGGGCGGCAAAUCGCCUCUAUGAUCUCGUGAAGAAGGGUGAGAGACGCGGAGGACCAAGUAUAUAUGAUUCCUUGGAUGUCAUCAUAGGGGAUCUAGACUCCUUGGAAGACGACUCACGAGCGUACUUUACAACACAAACGGCUCGGCCGACACGCAUCAUUCAUGAGACGGAACAAGAGAGCACAGACUUUGGAAAGGCCAUCGACUGGGUCCGAAGUUCUGCUGCUUCCGCUUCGUCGAGCGGCGUUGACAACAAUCAAGACGUCAAGGGUGUGGACGAGGGGAAGACGCCGUUGAGUAUCGUUGCCCUCGGUGGGCUGGGCGGACGUAUUGACCAAGGCAUCUCCGUCCUGCACUACCUGUACCUAUUCCAGCCCGGGCCCGCAUACGACUUGGGCCGGAUAUACCUAUUGUCGGAGGAGAACAUGACGGUGCUUUUGCAACCCGGCAAGCACGUUUUGCGCAUGCGCGACGACAACGAGGAGAGCGGCGGCGGUGUAUGGGGUAAAUACGUGGGCAUCCUGCCUAUGCUGGGGUCAAGCGUGCUCACGACGACGGGGCUAAGGUGGGACGUCGUCGACUGGCCGACGAGCUUCCUGGGGAAGAUGAGCACGAGCAACCACCUCCCGCCCGAGACGAAGGUGGUGACGGUGGAAACUACCGAGGCCGUUUUGUUUACAGUUUCGCUCAAGGGGACGGGGUAA
Messenger RNA from Parascedosporium putredinis, 858 nucleotides. Lineage: Eukaryota; Fungi; Ascomycota; Sordariomycetes; Microascales; Microascaceae. The record is from the annotation of a GenBank genome assembly.